UCCCCCGUGCGGGAGGCCGCCUAUUGUCCCGCGGUGGGGUGCGGCGCGCGAGCGGGCCCGGGUCCCGCACCCCAGCCGGGCGGGCGCCCUCCGCCCGCGGCGCGCCCCGUCCUGGUGAGGCGCCUUCCCGCCACGCACACGCACACGCACGCGCGAGCCCCGCGGCUUCUGUGGCCUUCGGGCCGCGGACCGUACCAAGUCGCCCCGGCCGACGAGGGGCCACGCACCGCACCCCCCGGCGCGGGGCUCGGCUCGCGCGGCCCCCUCCUCCCACAGCGCGCCGGGAAUGGUCCGUCUCGCCGCGCAAGCGCCCUAGGCGCCUCACGCCCCCCUGCGCUCGCUCCUGCCCUGCUUGCGGCGCAGGCGCGAGGCCCGGGCGUGCAGCCGCCACCCACCGCCGGGCCGGAGCGGGGGCCGCCGACGACCCGUCCCUCUACCUGCCAGCACCCCGUAUUAGAAGACUCUGUGGCCGGAGAGCUGGCCGGGGAGGGACGCUGCCCAGCUGCUGCUCUUCUGCUGUUUCCCGUCCCCUCCCCUGGCCAUGACAGAGACCCGUGAGCCAGCUGAGACCGGGGGCUACGCCAGCCUGGAAGAAGAUGACGAAGACCUCUCCCCAGGCCCCGAGCACUCCUCCGACUCUGAGUACACUCUCUCAGAGCCCGACUCCGAAGAGGAGGAAGACGAGGAGGAGGAGGAGGAGGAGACCACUGAUGAUCCAGAGUACGAUCCGGGCUACAAGGUGAAACAGCGCCUGGGGGGCGGCCGGGGCGGCCCCUCCCGCCGGGCCCCGCGCGCAGCCCAGCCCCCGGGCCCCCUGGCCCAGCCCUGCCAGCUCUGCGGCCGCUCCCCGCUGGCCGAGGCCCCGCCGGGCACCCCGCCUUGCCGGCUCUGCUGCCCUGCUUCAGCCCCGCAGGAAGCCCCCGUGCCCGAAGGCAGGGCCCUGGGGGAGGAAGAGGAGGAGCCCCCUCGGGCUGGGGAGGGCCGGCCCGCUGGGCGGGAGGAGGAGGAGGAGGAUGAGGAGGACGAGGACGAGGACGAGGAGGGCACCUACCACUGCACGGAGUGCGAGGACUCCUUCGCCACCCUGGGCGAGCUGCACGGGCACUUCAUGCUGCACGCGCGCGGGGAGGUGUAGGCCGGAGGGGCGGGGCGGAGGCGGGGCGGGAGGCGGGCGGAGGGGCGUGGUCACAGCGGUCAGGGCCGGGGAGGGGACCGCUCGUCUGUGUUGUCUUCGCUGUCGAUGUGUGAAGGCCAGAAUAAAAGCCACUUUGCGUGUG
This is a messenger RNA of Oryctolagus cuniculus (rabbit), 1277 nucleotides long. It is a transcript of the gene ZNF428, whose product is annotated as zinc finger protein 428. NCBI's taxonomy places the organism in Eukaryota, Metazoa, Chordata, Mammalia, Lagomorpha, Leporidae. The record is from RefSeq and is a predicted model, not a curated record.